CUCGACACGACUCGUGAGAGUGUGGAAAUCGCUGAGCAGCGAUAACCGUGCAACUGCAGAAAAGCCCAAACCAUGGUUGCUUUCAAACAAGUACUCCUCCUCUCACACGCGCUCCUCCGCGCGUAACAUUCCUAUCUUCUCUCCGUUGUAAAACGUGAACAACUCGUACAAUUUCCUCUCUCUUUCUCUGGAGCCAACAACACAACAACUAACAACGAAGAAGUUUCUCUGUGCUUGGAUUUUUCGUGCUCCUCGGAGCAAAUUUCAUGCUUCGCAGAAAACCCUCCCCAUUCUCCUAAGGCAAGGGCAAUUAUAGUUUUUAGCAAUUAGAUAUGGAUUUAGAAGAGAAGUUCCUUGUCAAAGAGUAGGCAGGAUCUGGUGUUUAUGAGAGUUUCUGGCGUUCAAAGCCUUUCUUCCAGUGUGCAAAGUACACCGGAAAAAAAUGGCCAUUCAGAUGAUGCUUCAAAAAGUUCAGAACUCCUUCAGGAGUUCCUGAAAUGUGGUCCGAAGAAGGAGCUUCUUCGAACGUGCUUUGAUAAGGACAGAAAAAACAUUUUAUCAAAAAGCAGGAUGACUGAAACUAAGUCAACCAGUAAGAUAAUUAAGAAACAAGACACAAAAAAAGUUUCAAGUCCCUCCCAUCAACCCUCUAGGAAGCAACCCCGAAAGGGUGAAAACCCCACGCGACUCGUACCUUCUCCUGACCAGUCUUCUGAUUUUGGCCAUUCAGACACUUGGAUCUGUAAGAAUGUUGCUUGUAGGGCGGUAUUGUCUAUAGAUGACACAUUUUGUAGAAGGUGCUCUUGCUGUAUUUGUCACCAUUUUGAUGAUAACAAAGAUCCUAGUCUUUGGUUGGUGUGCACAUCUGAAUCUACACAAGGGGACUCCUGUGGGUUGUCUUGCCAUAUUGAAUGUGCCCUUCAACAUGAAAAGGUUGGAGUUAUUGAUCAUGGGCAAUUGAUGCAACUAGAUGGUGGUUAUUGUUGUGCGUCCUGUGGUAAAGUUACAGGGAUACUUGGAUGCUGGAAGAAGCAGCUAAAUAUAGCAAAAGAUGCCCGGCGUGUAGAUAUACUCUGUUACAGGAUAUAUUUGAGCUACAGGCUCCUGGACGGAACUUCAAAAUUUAAAGACUUGCAUCAAAUUGUAGAAGAGGCAAAGGCUAAACUGGAGGCAGAAGUUGGUCCUGCUGAUGGGUUUUCUGCCAAGAUGGCACGAGGCAUUGUCAGCAGACUCCCUAUUGCCAGUGAUAUACAGAAACUCUGCUCUCUUGCUAUUGAGAAAGCUGACAAGUGGCUGGCUACUGUUUCCAAUGUAAAUCUGGAUUCCACAGAGGGUUCACUUCCUGCUGCUUGCAAGUUUGUUUUUGAAGAGGUAUCAACUUCCUCGGUGAAAAUCAUUUUAAUUGAAAUGUCAAAUAUAUGUUCGGAAGCCAUUAAGGGAUACAAACUUUGGUAUUACAAGACUCGGGAUGAAUCACCCACAAAAGAUCCUGUUUCUGUGUUUCCCAAAUCUCAGAGGAGGAUUUUGAUAUCCAACCUUUUGCCUUGCACAGAAUAUACUUUUCGAAUUGUAUCUUAUACCGAUAUAGGUGACUUGGGUCAUUCAGAGGCUAAGUGUUUCACCAAGAGCAUCGAGAUAAUUAGAAACAAUCCCACUUCAUGUGUUGCUAUGAAUCAUAAAAAAAAUAACCUUCUAACUAGGGGCAAUUCUUCUGGCUCCAAGAUGGACCCCAAUGCCACAAUGGAAGACUAUGGAUUUAAGGUUCGUGACCUUGGGAAAAUAUUGCGUCUUGCUUGGGCUCAGGCACAAGGGUACUUUGAAGAGUUUUGCUGUGCUGAUAUGAAAAAUUGCUGUGGACAAAGUGCUAUCGACAAACUUAAAAUUCCAGAAGUGAAGUUGCCUUCAGUUUCACGAGGCCUUGAUUUAAACGUGGUUUCAGUGCCUGAUUUAAAUGAAGAGCUAACACCUCCUUUUGAGUGCUCUAGGGAUGAAGAUAAUGGUUGCUCUUUGCUGCUGGCUGUUGAGGCAGAUGAUGAUGCUGCUUCUCAUGAUCUGGAGAAAAAUGGUUUAGCAAGAUCGCAUGGAAGUGGUGACUCCCAAACCUGGACCCAUGGGCCUGCAGGAGAAGUGUCAGCUGUUGACUCUCGCAUAGAUGUGUGCAGGAAAAGGAAAGCAAGCACAAAUGAAGAGACACAUGAUUGUGACAGCACUUUGAUAAAUGGUUCUCCUUUACGCAUAUCUGAUGGUUCAUGCCCCUUGGAUGAAAACUUUGAGUAUUGUGUGAAAGUAAUUCGUUGGCUAGAAUGUGAGGGUCACAUCAAACAGGAAUUUAGGUUGAAAUUGCUAACAUGGUUUAGUUUAAGGUCGACAGAGCAAGAGCGCAGGGUGGUUAAUACCUUCAUUCAAACCCUUAUUGAUGAUCCAAGUAGUUUGGCAGGACAACUGGUUGACUCUUUUUCUGAUAUUAUAUCCAACAAGAGGCCAAGAAAUGGAUUCUGUAAUAAAGCUGUGCCAUCAAAUUAAUGGUGAUCCUGUUAUACAAGUUUGUCAUUUGCUUCAAGCUUUCCAUUUGCCAUUUUCCGUGUCAGCAAAAAUCAUCCUCUGAUUGUUUUUGCCUUCCUUGUACAGGCAUUUUUUAAAAUUAAUCAAUCACCUUCGAAGGGAUUCAUAUUUAUUGCAGACAAGUUUUGUCUUGCUAAAAGGAUUUGCUUUGAUGAUCGCAGAAAACAGUAACGCAUUUUUCCUGGGAGGGAGGAUCUUUGGACAUGAAGUUUCUGGGUGUAGGAGGCGUUGUGCUAUUUCCUAAAUUGCUGCAAUUGUUUUCUUUAGUGAAUUUAAUUACGUAAGAUAUUAGUAUUGAAACUUUCUUCUCAUAACCUUUAUUUGAAGAUACAUAUAUAAUUGCUGAUUUCAUUUAUACCUGUUAAUCUUUUGUUAUCUUUGUUGCUCCACCCACUGAUGAGCUAGCAAAUGAAAAUGCUUACUUCAACUGAUUGUGGGGAAACAAAUGCUACUACUCCGCUUUAGUGUGGUUUCCUAGAUGAGCGUUGUAUUCCGAUGUGUGUAUUUUCUAGUUAAAUUAGUCAACUUUGUAAAUCAACCAAUAAGACUAAUGUGGAUGGAUCAUGCAUCACAAUUUUAACUAUUAGUUAGAAGCCCUGACAUGGGGUAUAGACUAUAGUAUGUUUUCUUGGACCUCCAUCGUCUUCAAAAAUUUUUGUGUUGUAUGGGUAAUUUUGCUGCUGCACAAUUUCUUUUUUGUCCUUGAUGUUGAAAAGUCAUUUAAUUUGGUCUUAAUUAUUUCCCAACGUCAUUUUACAUAGAAAGACUAAAAUAAAUGACAUUUGUAUUGUUAAGCUUCAAACUGGAGAUUUUAUAUAGAAAUUAAAGUGAUU
Abrus precatorius (Indian licorice) is the source of this 3395-nucleotide messenger RNA. RefSeq names its product VIN3-like protein 1. NCBI's taxonomy places the organism in Eukaryota, Viridiplantae, Streptophyta, Magnoliopsida, Fabales, Fabaceae. Gene Ontology annotation, biological process: vernalization response; epigenetic regulation of gene expression. The transcript has 6 exons. Gene Ontology annotation, molecular function: protein binding. The coding region runs from base 385 to 2523 and encodes 712 amino acids. The record is from RefSeq and is a predicted model, not a curated record.